This is a messenger RNA of Trichoderma gamsii, 984 nucleotides long. RefSeq lists its product as hypothetical. Gene Ontology annotation, molecular function: ditrans,polycis-polyprenyl diphosphate synthase [(2E,6E)-farnesyl diphosphate specific] activity. The transcript is spliced from 3 exons. Gene Ontology annotation, cellular component: endoplasmic reticulum membrane; dehydrodolichyl diphosphate synthase complex. The record is from RefSeq and is a predicted model, not a curated record. Bases 1 to 984 code for a protein of 327 amino acids. NCBI's taxonomy places the organism in Eukaryota, Fungi, Ascomycota, Sordariomycetes, Hypocreales, Hypocreaceae.
AUGCCCAUGAAUUUUGAGAACACCAAGGCAUACCGAGCCGAUGAGCAACUGGGCCAUAGCCUUCUAUCAGAGGCACAGAGACAGGCUAUCUUCAAGGCCUCGCUUCCUGCGCCGAAUGAUGGAUCGACCGUCGCGAACAAGCCUGGUCAAGCACAGCGCAGAUCCCGACUCGGCGUUAGACGCUUUAUAAAGAAUCAAAUCUUUGUCGUCGUAUUCGCUCUUAUGCAUGGCAUCUUCUCUCUAUACAUCAAAUCGCGACAGACAUGGCACGGCGUGUCCUACCAGAUAUCUUCUAUUCUCUACUACCACCAUGCCACGCCGCAGUAUAUUCGACGAGACAUUAUGGGACUGACCAAGAGGCCCAAGCAUCUCAGCACAAUCUUGAAGACCGAGGGGAAGCAUAGGGCGAAAAACGACCUCGAUCGGUUGAUUGACGAAACAGCUGAGCUUGCCACUUGGUGUGCAUGCGCAGAGAUUCCCAUGCUCUCAAUAUAUGAGAAAUCAGGUGUCUUGAAGAAGCAUAUGCCUCGAGUCUAUGAGGCCGUCAUCCAGAAAUUCACAUUCUACUUUGGCGCCGAGCACCCGACGCUGUCUGUAACUUCUCCUCACCAGGAUGAUUUCCCCACCCGCAUGCUGGAGGAGAGCAGACAUGGACACUUGCAGCUUCACCUAAUUUCCUACCAAGAUGGAAGAGAGUCUAUCGUGGAUCUUACGAGAACUCUCGCAGACAUGUCGCAACGCGGCAAGAUCUCCCCGCGAGAUAUUUCCCAAGAGCUCAUUGACGCCGAGCUAUCGGAGGGCAUCCUUCCAGAGCCCGACUUGCUGAUUCUCUUCACUCCUCACGUCGAGCUGUCGGGCUAUCCACCGUGGCAAAUCCGACUGACUGAGAUCUUCUGCCUACAAGACAACGAGACGUUCGGCUACCAAGUGUUUUUGAAGGCUCUGAGAAAUUUUUCUUCUGCGCAAUUCCGUCGUGGCAAAUAA